Messenger RNA from Effrenium voratum, 1296 nucleotides. NCBI's taxonomy places the organism in Eukaryota, Dinophyceae, Suessiales, Symbiodiniaceae. The record is from the annotation of a GenBank genome assembly.
AUGCCCCAGCUGCGGCUAUGGGCCCAUCGACCACUACAACUGCGGGGACCUGGAGGAACAUCAUGGAGAGGACGACGAUGGCGCGCGAGUCAACAACUCCUGCCCCAGCUGCCAAUGGUUCUCGCCGGACAUCCAGGAGACUGGGACUCCUGGGAUGGCACCGUGCCCCCUGCCGCGCUGGGAAACCGCGAAGAGGGGGACCUGGGUGCAUUUGCGACCGCAGCCUCCCUAGAGGUCUUCCUCCGCAUUGUCUACUCCGCACGAAAGCUCUGGAAGACGGAUGCGGACAGCGACCUUCACAAGCUCUGCGAGAAGAUGGCAAAGUGGGAGAGCCUGACUGCCGCAGAUGGCGUGGACCAUCCCGUGCAGUUGCUGCUGGCCCUGGCAGCAGUGGAUGAACUCCCGGAAGCCGCGCUGGACCAGGUGCCUCUGCUGCUGCUCCUCAACGAGGCCUUGGCUCGCAGCGCCCGCGACGAGCUUAAGAGCCAGGGCUGCCGCGAGGAGCCUCAGAUCAUUGCAGCGGCCCGGAAGCGGGUGGCCUCCUUCCUAGGCAUUUCAGCCUCCUCGGCGCCUGCGGCCCAGGAGCUAAUGACCGCAGAGCCUCCGCGGUCCAACGUGCGGGAGGCCUGCAAUGCAGAGUACACCUUGGAGACGAAGGACUUCGACUACAAGACCUGGGUGACGGCUCGCGCGGUGCCCUGGGCGCACGCGCUCUGCGCGGUGCAGCAGCUUCGGAAGUUGGUGGCCGCGCGCGGCUGGGCGGCGCUGGAGAAGGCCAUGGAGCGGGGCCAGGCCCUGGAACUGGUUGCAGCCAUGCAAUUCGAGACGGAAGCUGCUGAGCUGUUGAAGACGUGGCUAGACGUGGAGCGGCCCUGCGAGGAGGAUCGAGUGCUUGCCACCAUGGCGGCGCAAGCUUUCCUUCAUCAGUCGUCUCGUAGCCGCCGCACGGUGGACAACGGCGGGUGUCUCACAGAGAUCUUGCCGGACGUGCGCCACGGGAACACGCUCCGAGAGCUUGCGGUAGAUGUCCGAAUGGCGAUCUAUGACGAGCGCGUCGAAGCAAAGUCCCAGGAAUGGGCGAGCGUGGGUGCUGGCAUGUCCUUCGAGCUCGGCCACGCUGCAGACGUCGAUGGUUUCAAGGCACUUUGCUGGCGUGCCUCUCACGUCCAUGGCUUGGACAAGGCCACCUUCUGGGGCCUCUGGCGUGCCGCCAAGCGCGACCGCGAGAAGGCCCAAGUGUUCGUGCGCUCUGCGAAUGAGGGUUUCGUGGAGAAGCACUGCGGAAACCUCCGCUGA